GCCCGGAAGGUGGCGCGGGGCGCGGAAUGGCGGCGGCGGCGGCGCGGCGGAUCAGCACCCUGGGCCUGGCCUCGCUGCGUGGUGCCCGGGGCUACCGAGCGGCCCUGUGCACCGAGCUGGCCAAGCCCCUGCUCCUGCAGGACCUCCCGGCCCCCCCGCUGCAGCCCCACCAGGUCCGCGUGGGUGUCCAUUACUGCGGGUUAAAUUUUGCCGAUAUCUUGGCCUGCCAGGGUCUGUACCAGGACAAACACACUCCUCCGUUCACCCCCGGGAUGGAGUUUUCGGGGACUGUAAUGGAGACGGGAGAAAAUGUUAGUGCCGUGAAGGAGGGAUACAGAGUAAUCGGCGUGACUGGCACUAAAGCUAUGGCAGCGGAGUGUGUCGUUGAUGAGAAGAUGCUGUGGCAGAUCCCUGACAGUGUCUCCCACGAGGAUGCAGCGGUGCUGCCCAUCGCCUACGGCACAGCCUGGCUGGCCCUGUGCCGCCAGGCACGGCUGCAGCCAGGGGAAACAGUGCUGGUGACGGCAGCAGCUGGGGCCACUGGGCUUGCCAUCAUUGAUCUGGCUGUCAACGUGUUCCAGGCAAAGGUGAUAGCAGCAGCUGGCAGCGACCCCAAAUGCAAGCUGGCCCUGACGAGAGGCGCGAGCCACGGGGUGAACUACAGCCGGGGCAGCCUGAGAGAGGAGGUAAAGGCGCUCACAGGCGGCAGAGGGGUCGACGUGGCCAUUGAGGCUGUCGGUGGCGACGUCUUCAAGGCAGCUCUGCAAAGUUUGGCUUGGGAGGGCAGGAUUGUGGUGAUGGGCUUUGCCGGAGGAAAAAUCCCCUCGAUUCCUGCCAACCUGCUGCUUCUGAAGAAUGUGUCUGCCAUGGGAGUGUACUGCAGUCGGUACCAGCAGGAGGAUUUUCCUCUUUUUUCCUCUGCCAUCUCCUCUGUUCUUCAGUAUUGCCAGGAGGGAAAGAUCCAUCCCCACAUUGGAGCGGUCUUCAAGCUGGAAGAGGUAAAUGAAGCCUUCAACCAUGUGCUCCAGCGCAAGUCCACAGGCAAGGUCAUCAUCUCCAUGAAGUAAGAGGGCUGUUUCCCCAGACUCAGCCUCCUGCUCUGCCCCUGCCCUGAAGAGGAGACUCUUCAAGCUCCGAGCCCAGCAGUGGACAAGCCACAUGAGGCAGGGACACGAGUUAUGGUGGCUUUUCAAGUUGCUGCAUGCCAGCAGAACAGGGGUGGCUGCUGAUGCGUGCGAGCUUUUAGUUGACCCCUUUCUUUGCUUCACCAUCAUCUGGAAAGACUCCUGCCAAGGCUCAGAUCUCCACAGCCCAAGCAAAUUGGACAACUUCUGCAGCCACUGCUCAGUUACAUGGCCAAGUGCUUUGCUCUACACCUUUCACACAGCCCAGGGACCCCAUGGCACUGUCAGGGAUUUCUUAUGUGAUGGGACAUGUGUGCAAUAUGGUAAAUCUCAGCAUCAAGCUUGCCUUGCAGAUGUCCUGUUACUGCAGGAGCAGUAACUUUGACAAGGCUGUCUGGCCUCCCAAAAUCUUCAAUAAAUUUACACAACACUCAAAA
Molecule: messenger RNA, 1561 nt
Organism: Cygnus olor (mute swan)
Lineage: Eukaryota; Metazoa; Chordata; Aves; Anseriformes; Anatidae
Product: quinone oxidoreductase-like protein 2
Exons: 10
Coding region: 27-1067 (346 amino acids)
Cellular component (GO): mitochondrion
Molecular function (GO): oxidoreductase activity
Source: RefSeq, a predicted model, not a curated record